GGAAGAGGAGGGACUGUAAAAGGUACCAUAUGAAAGACGCGAGGUGUUCAGACGUGUUCUCACUGCUCACCGUGGAUGAAGCCGUUUUGCUGCGUGGAUCUAACAUCAGAUUUAUAUCCAACAAUGCUGCUGAUGCCUUGGGAAGAACUAAUCUUAAAUUCAAUAUGGAUGUAGAAGUCGUAGAUAAGGUCAUCUAGGACGCGUAAAUUUUUUGGCACCGUGCGUAAAAACUGGAUACUUUUUUUGGUAAUCAAUAUUAAGUGACGCACCAGACUCUUUCUGGUAACUUUUUUCCGCAUUAAGAGGGUAGUGUUACAGUGCUGUUUCCUGAUUCAGCACUAGGUGAUGGACAGCUCACCGGCUUUGCGCGCGGACGGGCUCGUGGGGCACAUCUAUCCAUGCUGACGGCAAAGUUAAUCAGCUUGAGUAUCGUCAUACUUACUCCCCGCCCACAGAUAUAAACGCAGCUGGACUAACAGUGGUGCUGAAGUUGUCCUGAUAUGCCUCCCAGCCGCGAAGAUGACAGAGUUUGCUCACACAUCACGGUCCCGAUGUAACGUUGUGGCAGUGGAUGGAAACACCCCCAUGCUCUCCGGUGAAGGUGGACUUCAAACAGCCAGAGUGAAAAAUGGGACUAAACCACCUGUUUAUUGUGGGGACGGCUGCUCUCUGUUUGCUGCUCUGGAGUCGGUCAGGUAAGCGCUUUUGAACAUUGCCUGGUGGCUUAAGCUUUACUUUACCCCAAAAAGUUAAUGAUGAAGCACAAUUUUCUACAAGCUGUCCCAUUCUGUGUAACAGGGUAGCUUUUUAAAAAAUUGAUCAACAUGGCAUAUAUUAAGGGCCUAAUACUAAAUGCUUAUGGCCAAAAAUAAUGGCAGCAAAUAGAUAGAGCGAUAGCUUGAACACUAUUCAACUGUGAAGGCACUCUGGGGAUAUUCAAUUUUGUAGUGAUAAUUUUGUACAAGUUAAUCUUAAAAAAAAAAAAAAAAACCUGAGCAGAGAAGCGAGAUAGCUUCUGCUGUCAGAGUUUCAGAACUUUAAUCUCAUGAAUAAAGAAAUUAACAACAACUGUGACAAUGCAAGUGGAUCAUUGGAUGGUGGAAUAUCAGAUAGUUGAUUUUUUUAAAAUAAUUAAUCAUUAAUUUACUGUACAAGGAAUUGUGUUUUGUAUUUAUUGAUAUGAAUCUCUGUUCAAAUUUGUUUUACAGUUUGCUUCUUGGUUCAACUUCCAAGUGUUGCUUUACAUUUUUCUCCUCACCUAAAGGAAGACAGAAACUAAUUUGUCCUGAUACAUAUUGGGCACUUUUUAAAGAGGGUAAGACCUUGUAGUGGACAUAUCAGAGGGGAGAGCUCAGGCUGCCGUGAAACAGGUGUUGAAUCAAGGACUCUUAUGAGAGCGUUUUUUUUUCCUUGAACCAAUGAAAAAAGGAUUUCAUGCACAAACUUGACAACCUUCUGUAUCUUGUUACAUACAGUGCGAGUGCGGUAUGUGUUUCACCACACAGCCUACAUCAUGAUAUCAAAGACUCCUCCAUGCCUCCAGCACCCGUCUUUACAUGCUUCAUCAAUAAGAUGUGACAGCGCUUGAUUUGGUGCCAACAUGGUUUGUAUAAUGACACUGACCCAGUCCAGGUUUCUGACUUGACUUGACUUAAAUUUUAGUCCACUUGUGCGAAAAUGUUGCAUGUUGAUUUUUUAUUGAACAUUUUACUCAUCACUAUUUGACAGCCCAAUUUCACAAAAGUGCCUCUGGCCCGAGAAGCUGCUGACUCGAUCAUCCAAACUGGUCAGUGUUUCAUACACCUCGCCAAGGGGCUUGGCCACACUCCAACAUCCACGGCCCAGCGUGUUGGCUGUUGGAGGUGUCAUCUCAUUUCAAGUCUCCACUGGCAGGAAGCUUUGAUCUAUGGCACCCAAGAGCCGUUUUUUUCCAAGCACCACAUCUGGUACUUCCCAGGUGCGUGGCCAGAUGAACAUGCACCACCCUGGCUGUCAGGAGAACAGAUAAGACGUCUCUGGUGCCUGCUUGUUUGCCAGAAUGAAAUUAGUGCAUGAUGGCAGGGGAUGAGCUCAAGUGUUCCUCAGUAAAUUGGCUCUGAAGUCAUACAAUUAACCACAUCUAUUGCCUCUUCACUAAUGCUAACACAAUUACGCCUUGCUUAAUGGUAUCCACAGACCCUCUUUUUAAAGACAACUGUUACAUGGACUCUUUCCAUCUGCAUACCUGUCAACCCCCUUUUUUUAAAGACCCCCAAGCCAAAUAAUUAGCAUUUGCAAUAAAUCAUUCAAACAGAUUUGCAUGGACUAUGUCCCUCAGGUAAGCUCCAUGAAACAUUAAAGCACCCCGUCUGGCUAUCCUCCACAGUUUUAUGGUUAUAAACGGUAACUGUGGUCAUCUGAACUGCAAUUCACAUAUAGACAGUUAUUGAUGUGGCCUUGGGUAAGAGACCAUGACAGCUAGCAGGUGCAAGUGGUCCAAGGUCUCAUUUUAAGAUCCUUGACAAAGCCAUGCUUCAUUAGGGUUGCAUUUUACCCCUACAGAGUCAAACAAGGACCCAAAGAAGUGGGUUUUGAAAGCCUUACAGUGCCCAAGUAUUUGAGUCAAAUUCUGAUUCUUAAAACUUCUGUUGGGAUUUUCCAUUUCUUAUUAAACAGGCUAAAAUGAAUAUUGAUGUCCCAUAUUGACCUAAAAAAGCAAACGUCACCAUCAAGACAACAAGACUGACCAUUUCUAUAAAGUUAUUAUGAUUGUUAAAAACUGCUGUCAGGGGGUAGGAGUCAAACAUCCUUUGUUUACAUUUUCUAAGCUAGUACUUGCAAUACUAAAAAAGAAAAAAAAAGAAAAAAAAAAGAUUAGCUACCACACAAAUUUCGUCUACAGGGGGUGCCAAAAUCUACACAAGGGAAAGUCCCCUUACAGGAGCUUUAAGAUUUGGUUGAAUUGAUUGCUCUUCUGAGUUUGCAUGUAUUUGCUUCAUUUCUGUGGGGAGGUUAUUAAAUUAGCAAAGACAAACAUCUUCCAACUGUAUGUUAAACUAUUACUACUUGUCAUGAAUUGGUUAAAAGUUGUCCAAUGCACGUUCGCAUAUAUCUAUAGUUAGAGAGAUACUCUAAUACAAUAGAAGCCAAAGGUGUAUUUAAGAUACUUUAGGGGUAGUAUUACAAUUACAAAGGCUUCAGGUCAGCAUUCUGGACUGCAGGUCUUGCUUAAAGCUCCUGUGAGGACUUCCCUGACAUCUAUGGAGUAGACGGAAAUUCAUAGUUUAAGUCUUUUUAGUUCACAAAAGCAAAAAAGACAUUCAGCAACAAGACUGUUGAUACUUAUCUCGCAAUUUUCAUGCCUGGAACUGGGGGGUCCAACAGGGCAGCUGUUGUACCAUUUCAACAUAUAUUAUUUACAAUAAACAUCUGGCUGUCAGAAGUCAGCAAGAUGUUUUCAUCUGUUUUUAUUUUUUCCCCCAGAAGUCAUUACCUAAGCACGUAGAGAACAAGAUAAGCAAAGACUGUUUUGUCAACAAGAGUUGGCAAAAUUUGCCAAAACCCCAAAUUCCUUACAGGAGCUUUAAUGGUGCAGUGUAUUACUUAAUGGCUGUUGUGUAUAACAUUUAUGGGGGUUCUGACAAAAAGUUGAGAGUCCAAUCAAACACUCAAAUAUACUUCCUCACAGGAAGUCCCAUCAAGAUAACUUAUCGACCACCUACUUGAUAGAUAAACAUUGGACCUUGCACCAACCAACUUGUUAUAUGACUUCCUCUUUCUGAGUAUGGGCUUCUUAGAAGAAAAAAACAUUUUUGAACUGAAAGUUGGACCAUUAGCUUCUCUGGAUUUGUAGAAUAUUAGACCUGGGGUCCGUUUCACGUAGCAGGUUUAGUGGAAACUCCGAGUUUGUUAACCCUGAAAUCGGGGAAACUCUGAGUUUUCCGUUUCACAAAGGAGGGUUAGUUAAACCAGGGAGAGAGGGGUAACUCUAACCUGUUUCACAAAGAGAGGUAACUCAACCUCGCGGUCAGUUACCACAGUAACAGACUCCGUGAACCUAACCUGCUCGGGAGCAGGUUUAACUCAGUAAACCCAGAGUUUCAGGUGAGACAUCGGCAUUUUCUCAUUUUGAUCAUGUUUUACAUUGUCAAGUAAGUAUUAAGUGGCAGUUUGAUCUCUUAAAAAAUGCUCUUUUCACACUCAAAACUGAAUUUUACUCUCUUAUUAUGUUCCGUUAAAUGAUUAAGAAUAUUAAACUAACACAAAAACGGGUGGUGGUCCAGCAGCCCCACCUUUAACGGAGGCAGAGGAGCACACACACACACACACGCACACCAGUCCGACGAUCGCUGCUACGGGAUGGGGGUUUCGAUCGUCGGGGGGGGGGGGGCAGCUCCUCUGCCUCCGUUAAAGGUGGGGCUGCUGGGCCACCACCCGUUUUUCUGGCAUCUGCCCUCUUUCUGUUUGCUGAGUGAAAGUCUAAUAUUGAGUGUAGUGUGUGUUAGUUUAAUAUAUGUACAUAUACAUACUGAGAGUUAGUUUAAUAUUCCUAAUCAUUUAACGGAACAUCAUAAGAGAGUAAAAUUCAUUUUUGAGUGUGAAAAGAGAAUUUUCUAAGGGAUCAAACUGCCACUUAAUACUUACUUGACAAUGUAAAACAUGAUCAAAAUGAUUCAAGCAGUUUCCCUGCAACAGUCUGUCAUUGUGAUUGCACGAGACUAGAUUUAAAGUUACGCAUUGACGCGAGCAGCGAUUUCCUCCCAAGCCCUCUCCCUCUCCUUUGCAGCUGCUGCUGUAUUGCACUUUCUUUUACAAACGUGCUGUAAUUCGCUGUUGGCUUGCUGCUGCCCCCUCCUUCUCCCUGUUUCCAUUGGUUGAUCAAUGAAUCUGCGCUCCACAGAUGCUGGCUGUUUAUGUCUGGCGUGCACGUGCUUAACUCCAGGUCAAACUACUCGGAGUUGUUAAAACCGUCUCAAAUCAGGUAUUGUGAAACCGGAAACUCAGAGUUUCCUAACUCAGAGUAGAUCAACUCAGAGUUAAGGAUUUAACUCAGAGUUUGUUGAACCACCUACGUGAAACGGACCCCUGGACAUGUAAAUAAUGGUGUCAUCUGCAAAAGAGUUGAAUUCAGCAAUUAGUGCAGAUUUGUGGAGGAUCACUGAAGAAGAUUUGAAACAAUAAUGAACUUAUGAAGGAGCCAUAUGGUGCACUUCUAUCUGUAUCCUAUCCUAUCCAUAUUCAUAACAUUUCAAACCUAUCAGUGCUUCACAGGUAUCUUUGAAUAUAUAAGUAUGACAGAGGGUAUGACAUAACAUGAGAGGGGAUUUUUUUAAACUUAAUUUCUAGACCAUCGGGGCCAGCACCCCUGCUCUAGUUGAGUCCAUCUAUGAUCUGCUGAGUAUCAGUUGGGAUAAUUCUACUGAAGGAAAAGGAGUAACCAUCAGGACUGUUCACAGUGAUGAUAUAGAGAUGAGGGGGAAAAAAGAGCCACUGUUCUUGGAGAAAUGCAGACUAAAGGCAUAAACAAUCAUAGAGGAGGUCAAAGACAAUCUAAUUAUUGACUCUUGCAUUUGUGUGGAAUUUUUGAAGAUCUAUUAAUGCAGCUAUUGAUUACGUAUGAAAAUUAUUGACUGUAAAAUAUUAAAUAGAUUUAACAUUUCUUGUUUUGGUCUUACAGUUGUUCUUAGUUUGUUUUUCAGUCAGCUGUAUCCGGUGUGGACUGUAAUUUUUCGCAUGCCUUAUCCCUUAUCCUUACCUAAUUAGGCCAGCGUUUAUCCACAGUAAAUAUCUACCUCUGACUUUCAUUGUUGUCCAGGCAGCAUGUCUGUUAAUUGGUGUCUUUUGUAAGCUCUCAGUAAACAUUAUCAUUAUUGUGCAACAAGGGUAUUAGUUUAAAUCUAUCUUAAUUGAUAGGAAUUAUAUCUUCAAUUUAAUGUUCACUGUUUCUAAGUACAGUAAAAGAUAAGAAACAUGUUCAUUAAUAUGCUUGAGAGGUAUUUGGAGGAUUUUGAUACAUUUUCCUUGCCAGGCGUGUAGUUCAUUCUUUUGUAUGAUGACUGGAUGACUAACAAAGGUCUAUACUCUAUGACAGUUGUUUUGGCUAAUGUUAGCUUAUGUUAUUUUAAGUAAGCCCACAGAUAACCAGAAAGUUAUAGAGUAAUGCCAUGAUGGUAUCACACUGUAUGUACUUUGCCAACCAGAAGGCACCUUUUUUGUUUCAGCUUUUGGCAUUCCACUUGGAAUAAAACUGGGCUCAAAUUCUUUUGUAAAUGAAAUGAGGGGGACCUAAUAAUAUAUAUAUAUUUUUUUAAAGUUAUGUUUUCAGUGUUUCUGUAUGUAAAAAUCCAAUAGGAGUGAUAUAUGAUUGUCACAUAUCUUAACUCAAACGACUUUUCAAAAACACAAGAGUUAUAAACAUGCGGUGGAAACAUAAACAGAGUUCACCCUCUGCUCCCUCUGGUGAAAACUGUUGGUUAAUUUGUUUAAUGCAUCAGUUGUAGCAGAGUGACAGACAGCUUGACAACAAACACCCUUCACUGGUGAGAAAUUAGCUCACCUCCACUUAACACAAGCAAGUAAUGAUGUGUGUAAUUGACUCUGACUACCUGAUGAAGGUGGGAGCGGUAAUCCCUCAGGGACGGGAUUCCUGUCAGUUUCCAUGCUUUUUAUUCUGCUGAAAAACAAACAGUCUGGACCGGAGCUUGUACCUAAACCUGUCUGGACUGCAUAGUCAAAAUGAGUUUGAUUGUGCAACAAUUGACUGACUGACAUGGUUGUGACAUGUUUAGAGCUAAAUAGUGGGAUAUGUAGCUACCAGAGAGAGAUAUUCCCUCCGCCUGCUUCACCCUACUCACUGUGAGAGGUCGACCCACUCAGGGAGCCCAGAUCAAGAGAUCAAAAGAUCUGCAACAACUUGGAAAAGUCAAUAAGACUUGAAAAAGAAAAGCCUGAGAUGUUUGGGGUGGGCCUCUUCUGUUCAAACAUGAGCUGUUCACAACCUUAACCUUCACUCUUAAAAGCUACAUAUCAUCAUGCCAGCCCGAUUUACUACAGUUUGUUGAGUGAGGAUUAGAAGAGACUUGGGUGACUUAACAGGGUUGUGAUCCAAGCUUUAGAGCUACUUACACCUGUCCUUUUCUGUGAUACUCUCUUUUCAUUAAUUGUUAUAUUAUUGUAAAAGUUAAAAUGCUUCAAGCUAAUUAAACAAAGUUAAAACAGUCCUACAAUGAAGUCUCUUUCACAUAAUCUGAUACUGAAAAAAGGAUUCCACUUUCAUUGUGUAAUUUCCAUCACCCACACAGUCUGUGUCCUCUAUAUAGAUGUUUUUUUUUUUUUUUCAACAUAAAACAGAGAUAAGUUACUUGAUUAAUUAAAAUUGAUAUUCUCUCUGAAGUUCUUUGUCAGGAGAAGACCCACUCGCACGCCGAGGAUGACCUCUUCAAGACGCUGUUUGCUGGUUACAACAAGUGGUCCAGGCCCGUGCCAAACAUCUCGGAUGUGGUCAUUGUCAAGUUUGGACUGUCUAUAGCACAGCUCAUAGACGUGGUGAGUAGACUGUUAAUGGCAUGUUUGAGUUAUUUCAGUGACUUAAGUUUCUGUACGGAACUUUUAACUAGAUUUUAAAAAGUGUCUCGCUUCUCCUGAUAUAUCUGUGUCACCUACAACAGCAAAUGAGUCAAUCGGAGGGAAGACAAGAUAUUUUUCAAUAGUGUAACUCCUGCUUUCAAAAUUUGUUGGUCUGGUUUGCCCACUAAAGAAACGAUUAACCCCACACAGGCCAGAAGUUACGGCACUUAGACAGAGACACAAGGGGAGCAGUGAGUUGUUGCUAAGCUAGCCAGGGAAAACAGAGCAAAGACAAAUAGCUACUGAUGAUGGGAUGGGGUCAUAGACUGUAUAUAAGAUGGACACCGUGGUUCCGCCUUCCGCCUCUAUACAGAUUUGAAGCCAAAAAGCUCUCGGUAAUUCCGGGUUCCUUGAAACCAGAGCUGUGCAGUAGCGUUGUGCGCAUUCGGCUGCGCAGUCGCCGAGAGUCCCUGUGAUGACGCUCGGGUCAAACAGCGUAUUCCCCCGGAAGAGCUACGCAAUCCCUGAACGCCCAUAGGCUAUACCAGGUGUCAAUCAUAGAAAACAUGAACCCCCUAAUAACUUUUAAAAACGGAGCUGUACAGAAAAAAAAGGACUUGGGCACAAACCAGUCUUACUGUAACUAUAUGUCAACAUCACAACCAGGGGGGAGAAAAAUUUAUGUUCUGUGUAAUAAAUUUCUAAAGUUUGUCCACAGUCCCAUUAGCUUUGCUGGUGGAGGCGGGAUUUAUGACCUGUACUGCAGCCCACCAUCAGAGGGUGCUGUUUUCGGAGUGGCUUCACCCAGCGAGGAGGCAGACUCUGUCCAUCUUAUAUACAGUCUAUGGAUGAGGUCCACAAAAGGAAAACAAAAACAACAACAAAAAAAAAACAGAGCAAAAAGGGAAUGUGAUCGAGCGAGGGCAAAAACAAGGGUAAACAUUAAUAAUUUCUUUGCGAGGUAAGGAGAGUUGCAGGGCUUGACGGGAUUCAAGUCGGAUCCUGAAUUUGCCAAAUUCCUCCUAGACAGGUAACGUAAGCAGCGCUUUUUUUACACUGUUGGCUUAUUGAUACGAAGAUAAAACAUUACCAAGGAAAGCUGACAACUUUAACUUUAUAUACUAAUCUAUAGCCGAGUUAUCUAAUCUGUUUGUUGUAGGUGUACUGUUACAAACGGGACAUAACUGUAGACUAAAAAUACAAGCCACAAUAAUACAACAUUUCUUCCUUUCACCAGCAAAUAUACCCACAUUACCUCAUCACUACACAUCCUGCAGAUAGACAAAAAAAAAAAACAACAACAGAAAAAUGUAGGUACCGGUAAGUUAUGUGUCAUUUUAUUCGCCUCCUAAACAACUACUUGCCAGACCAAAGACCUUGUAUGUGUCUUCACGAUAGUACACACAAGGGCUCAUGGGAAAUGCAGCCAUAUUUCCGGCAAAACACUACUGCUUUUGUCCACAGUGGCCACCAAACACACUACGCACGUACCUGAUCUCUUCCUGUAUGAGCCCCAUGAUUACAAAUGUUUUUAUCUGAAAUAAAAUCUUCUUUGUCUCUCUAAAACAGUAGCCAUAAACACUAGGUGCAUUUCACAGGCACUGUAAAUGUAUUACGGCUGCAACUGUUGUUUACAGAGCAGUAAAGAAGUUCUGACAGGAUCUAUUGUUUGGUAUAGGCAACAGCAGAAUAAAGAUGAUGAAUGAAUGUAACAAAAGAAAGGUGGAUCAUAAAGUAAAGAUUACAGCUUAUAUUUCCUGUAGGUUUGUUCAGAUUGUCCAGAUGUUUAGCAAGAGCCUGGUAAAAUGAUCUCACUCCUCUGACAGCUUUUUCAGAUUGAUUACAGUACGAACAUCUUUUACAGCCCUGCUAAAGGAAAAGGACAUAUUACUGGCUGAUUGUCAUGAUCGAGUGUUGGGGGAGAUUGAAAAAUGACAAAUGUUGGGGGGAAAAAAGUUUGGUUUUCAAAGUUAAUAACACCUUUUCAAGGUCAAAGGUGAAUCAUAUUAACCUCACUCGAAUUAGACCAAAAUAUAAGGUAAGACAACUGUCACCCUUUCCACCCUGACAAUUUUACUCUAUAUGAUAUCCUUUAACAGCAUGUUUGGCAUUUUUAUGUACAGUAAGAAAAAAAAAAUAAAGAGAAUUCAAUAUUGCACCCUCUUCCCUGUCACAGUCGCAGAACACUUUACAUCCAUCAAAGUACUGAAGUAAAGUUGCUGCAGGGUAUUUUUGGGUCUGCUCUGAGAAAAACUCCUAAAACCUCUCAUAUUUAUUCUUCUGGCCCUGAACACAGGGCUGACAGCUUUCACUCGGUCUCUCUGUCUGUCUGUCUGUUCACCAGGAUGAGAAGAACCAGAUGAUGACAACCAACGUUUGGCUUAAACAGGUCAGAAAAUUCUCUUUGGUGUGGAUUUAUUAUUCAUGUGUUUGUAAUACCGGGUGUUAAGACUAUAAAAAUCUAUCUCUACAAUGCUCAUGGACUGAAUUAUUUAUAUUGCAAUUAGGUGAGGGAAUACAGCUUACAUGAUUAUAUUUGCUUUGCUGUUUCACAGGAGUGGAAUGACUACAAACUGAGCUGGAGACCGUCUGACUACGACAACGUGACGUCCAUAAGAGUGCCGUCAGAGCUCAUAUGGGUCCCAGACAUUGUCCUUUACAACAAGUAAGUGCAACAUUAGACUUACAGCAAACAGGACAAAGGACCUCAUCUAAUGGACUGUGAUUAAAAUAGUCAUUUUAAUCAAGUAGUCUUAGGACAGAUGUAAAACUCUUUGACGUAAACAUAUACCCCAGUAAUCAGCUUUUCUCCACAGUGACAGAUCUCUUUUACUACAUGGCUUAUGGUGAGAAGUUGGCACCAUCUAGUGGACAUUAUAAACCUUCUGCUGUAUUUAUAUAUCCACAAAUAACACUGGAUGAUGUCACAGGCAUCUUAUUAAAAAAAAAUAAUACAACCUAUAUACCUAUCUUUAUGUGCUGGGGGUCUGUUCAUGUAGGAAACACUUUUUAAAUACAGUGUCAAAGAUUUUAUACGACCUUUUCCUUUUUCUGUAUUUGCCUCAUGGAGGAUUAAUCCAGAGCGGGCGGAGGGGUUGGGGGGAUUGAUAGAGUUCUGCUCCAUGAAGCCAGUUUUAUCACAAUCUGUAAAUGAAAUUAAACAAGGUGUGUAACUGAUGAAAUGAUAAGAGCUCAUGAUUAGGUUUCCAGCUGAAGCUGUUAUCACCAUUAAAAGGAUGAAAGGAGGGGAGAUGACUGGAAGAGAUUAUUAUUGGGGAAUCUUACUCCUAUGCUGCAUAGUUUCAAAGGGAUAAUAAGAUUUUUUACUUAGCAACAGGGGUGUAAGAACUUCUCACGAUGCUGAUAUGAUCAUUUAUCUGUGGCGUCGGUGUCACUCAUACAUCCUCGUCUGCUUUUUCAGUGCUGAUGGUGAGUUUGCCGUGACCCACAUGACCAAAGCUCAUCUGUUCCACACCGGUAAGGUUCGCUGGGUUCCUCCUGCCAUUUACAAGAGCUCCUGCAGCAUUGACGUCACCUUCUUCCCCUUCGAUCAGCAGAACUGUAAAAUGAAAUUUGGCUCCUGGACGUAUGACAAGGCAAAAAUUGACUUGGAGAAGAUCGAAAACACUGUGGACCUGAACAACUACUGGGAGAGUGGCGAAUGGGCCAUCAUCAAUGCUGUGGGGACGUACAACACGAAGAAGUACGACUGCUGCCAUGAGAUCUACCCGGACAUCACCUACUUCUUCAUCAUCCGAAGACUUCCCUUGUUCUACACGAUCAACCUCAUCAUCCCCUGUUUGCUGAUCUCCUGCCUCACUGUUCUGGUUUUCUACCUCCCCUCAGACUGUGGAGAAAAGAUCACCCUUUGUAUCUCGGUACUGCUGUCCCUCACUGUUUUCCUCCUCCUCAUCACAGAGAUCAUACCAUCCACCUCUCUGGUCAUCCCGCUCAUUGGCGAGUACCUUCUCUUCACUAUGAUCUUCGUCACCCUCUCCAUCGUCAUCACUGUUUUUGUCCUGAACGUUCACCAUCGCUCUCCAAGCACUCACAAGAUGCCCCGUUGGGUCCACUCAGUCUUCCUGGACCUGAUCCCACGAUGGCUGUUCAUGCGGCGGCCUGCUCCAGAUGGCCGCCGCCGUAGGUUGUUGUUACUCCAGCAGGAAGCGGCAGCUGAGCGGCGGCAGCAGGGCAGGAUAGACAGGUACAAAUCAGGUAACUGCCUCAGCACGUCUGCCAACUGGUUAAGGGACGGGACGAUUACAGAGGGCGCUGAGAGAAGCAGUUACGAGGAUUUAGAGCUAGGGACGUUGACGUCAUAUUUCUCCUUUCGGCCUCCUUCACCCAGGCCUCCGGGGUCAACACCUCCACCACCGCAGAAAAACCCUCAGAACAGCCUGAGCCGACAGGAGGGGGCGAACAGACAGGUAACAGGGAGCAGAGUCAACCCCUCUCAAAGGCCAGCCAAAGCAGAUAACACUGUGUCAGACUCAACUUUCCUGCUUUCACCAAGUGUGAUUCGAGCUCUGGAAGGGGUGCACUACAUAGCGGACCAUCUGAGAGCCGAGGACGCAGACUUCAGUGUGAGUAUCAAUAAAACAUCACGAGAGCGAUACUGAAAAGAGACAGUUUUCUCACGUUCCCGUAGUCCUGCAGCGGUUCAUUACUUAAUGCAUUCACUCCUGUCCAGUGUAUUUAGAGUCCUGUUUGAUCCUCCAGUGUCAGUGCCUCACCAGCUCCUGUGCGUCUUUAAAUCAUACCAGCUUGUAAUUUAAAGAAGCACAGGGGUGGAUUUACAGCCAAUGGUCUUACACCAUGGUUACACUUCUGUCAUGGCGGUCAAAACCAUAAAAUUGUACCGUGACUCUACCCCAAGUCAGACAUGACAGACUAAGUGAUGGUCCGUGAGCAGUCAUCAAGGCUGUUGAAGGAACAGGUACUGUGGCAAAAUGACACCCUGCUCUCAUUGGCUGAUAUCACAGAUGUGAGAGAACAAAAUGUUGGAGGUGGAGAAAAAAGUCAAACAUGCUACAGUUUUUAUCAAGAGGUUGUAAAAUGGUUCAAAUUGACCCAUUCAAUAUGAUGUUUUGUGAUUGAUAAUUCGCUGUUAUUGUGCUGGGAAACAGGACCUUAAAUCAAUAUCAAGAUUUAUUGGACAUUAGACCUUAACUAAGAUUUGUGAAUGAUUAUUUUUGGUUUUGUGAUUUUAAUUUUUGUUGUUGCUUUGCCCUCACUCUUUAACAAGAUCUGUCAUGAGCAUAGACUGUAUAUAGAAUGGACACCGUCUGUCCUCUUGCUAGGUAAAGCCACCACAAGAACAGCACCCUCUGGUGAUGGGCUGCAGUAUAGGUCAUAAAUCUCUUUCGGCAAUUCCUAUGAGGCUGUGGACAAACUUUAGAAACUAAUUACACAGAAUAUAAACUUUUCUCCCCCCUGCUUGUGAUGUUGACAUGUAGUUACUGUAAGACUGGUUUGUGCUCAAGGCCUCUGUACAACUCAAUUUUAAACGUUAUUAGGGGGUUCAUGUUUUCUAUGACUGACACUUGAUACAGCCUAUGGACAUUCGAAGAUUGUGUAGCUCACCCAGGGGAUACGCUGUUUGAGCUGACUGUCAUCACAGCGACUCUCCCACCUGAAAAUACCGAGAGCUUUUUCGCUUUAAAUCCGUAAACUGGAGGAAUACUAGAACCAAGUUGUCCAUGGUAUAUACAGUCCAUGGUCAUGAGCCUCUGGAGAAAUAUUGUUCAAAAUUACAGCAACCUCAUUUUUUUUUAACUGUAUAUCAUUGUCUUCAUUUCUCAGCUGUAAAGUUCACUCAUCAUUACAGUCAAUCACAGCGGGGGACUGAUUUAAUUUAAAGAGUUUUGAGAUCACAUUUAAACACUUGCCCUGCACUCAGAGGCAUUCAUACACAGCUAGUAACAGGUUUAACAUGCAGAUAUUUCCCUAAGGAGUUGGUUGAGACCUAAACCGAGUAAAAGAAGAAGCAAUCUUGGAGUAGCAUUUGCCAUACGGCUUAAGCAAUAUUGCAAAGGGAUAUGAAUAAGGCUUUACAGCUGUUGGAUGUGUAAAUAAAUAAAAAAGUAAGACUUGCAUCAUUUUAUUAUUAUUGACACCAUAUGAAAAUAUUUACACCCUUAACACUUAAUCCUCUCUCCUUUGGUUUUAUCUCGACACAGGUCAAAGAAGACUGGAAGUAUGUCGCCAUGGUGAUCGACCGCAUCUUCCUGUGGAUGUUUAUUAUUGUGUGCCUGCUUGGGACCAUUGGUCUCUUUCUCCCCCCUUGGCUAGCUGGCAUGAUCUAACUGGUGUGAGAAUAAAGUCUAAAAAACAAAAUCACUUCUAGUAAGUGACUUUUGACAUUCAAAUGUAGCUGAACUUCCUGAAUGAGAAUAUGACUCAUAAUCUUGAUUACACACAGCACCUCAUUUCAAACCCCUCACACAGACCAAAAUGUUGUUUUUUUUUUUUUUUUUUCAAAUGCUUUAGACAAAGAUUUGAAGGUUUAUUCCUUAUAGAGUGGCCACUAUUAUUAAAUAUUAUUAUUAAAGUCAAGCAGAAUCGGGUGACAUUUUUGCACACAGCAGCUGCACUGUCAGCCUCAGAUAUGCUUCCUCAGUCUCUUCUGUCUGUAAGGUAACUUUACACUGACCUGUUUGUGUUGGACCUUGAACUUGAGUUUGCAGUUGUUGACAGAAUUGAACCAGCCAUUGUUUGUUAGCAUGCUUAUGUUACUUUGUAAGGUCUGGCAUGGUAGCAAUCAAAUGUUGAUAGGCUAACAUUUGCACACUGAUGCUAGUUUGUAACUGUGAGGUAUUGUCUCUCAGGCAUGUUAAUAAGUGUAACAUGGUGGUCAAAAAGCGUGAGCAGCCUCAGUGUUGUUCAAGGUUUAAUUGCUGUGAGUCAUUUUUAAAAAAUAUAUAUUUAAAGGAGUAAGGUUUAAAAAGUGCAGUGAAGAAAUUGCAAAGCGUCAGUGGUGGGAUGGUUUCAGUCGUGUAUCUUUUUGGUUCAUGUCCAAGUAUGUGGCUUAUGUUUGUUUGUUUUAAGUAACUCCACGCACUCCGGAGCGAGCAAGCUCCCAAUGUGCCAAAAGUCACCUGGAUGCCGGAGGUGACGUCUGUUCAUAUUCUCAAAUGCAACACAUGAUGAAGAUAAAAUAAUAAAAUACUCAGAAACAAUGGCAGUUACUUUUUAUCUGCAGAAGUGAAUUUGUAAGUGACGGAAGUAUUUAACUUGCUCUUAAUGAAUUAUCAGACAAUUUCCUGUCACACUAAUUUAUAGUUUAUUUUGUGAUUACAGGGAAAUAUUCAGUUGAUUUCUUUGUGAGACAUUCACGAGUUUUUUUUUUAAGAUUUUAAAGUUAUUUCUAAGUCUCUAAGCUGUUUCAUUUUGUUAUGAAUAAAGUCAUGAGAAAAUCAAGUUGUAAUUAGGCCUACUUUAGAACAACACUGUUGUAUCACAAAAACAAAGAAAUGUUGAAGCCAAACUAUGAUGAGAAUAAAGUCAUCGGGCCCUAUUUUAUCUGUUUUCGUGCCCACCAGCAGCACGGCGGAGAGUGGCGCACCCCACGCAGUGGUAUUUUCGUCUGGCAGAGCCCGGCGCACAGCCAGUUUGGUAUUUUUGUAGACUAAGGCGCGCCAAGGUCCACCAAGCUGGGUGUGAUGGUGCGGCAGGGGGAGGUGUUGACAGAAUCAUUUGGCGCAGUUUUUAUGCCCGCCGGCGGCAUGGAAAGUGCGCUGAAAGCUUGCCGAUUCAAACCUGGUCAGCUUUCAGUGCAGGCAGAGUGCAGCUAGUCUCGUGGUAUUUUAGUAGACCAGCAGCAUAGUGCGCAUACGUCACUGAUGCCUAAGUGGCAGGUUUCCACAGUGUUAGGCACAUUUCAGUGCAAUAAAAAUCAACAACAAACAACAUUCAGUGCAACUAGCUGAGUCAGCAGGUACAUUUAGAUCUAUAUGGAUAUUCUGAUCUAUAUCUUAUAUGAUGAAAACGUUUGGCACACAUAAUGGAUACUUAACCUGACCGAAUUAACACAACCUAAACCGCAUUUAAUUAAAUAUCCAGUUAAUAGUCACACAUGAUGGAGUGAACAAGAUAUUUAAUUUGUCCCCUUUUCUCUCUUCAUAAGUUAAUUACUAAAUACCCUUCAAACUAAAAGUUUAAACCUUUGGCCCUCCUACCUCCUCUCCUCUCCUUUCCCAUCCUUGCCUCUCCUCUCUCCUUCACUUGGUCCUCAUUUUCUCUCUCUGCAGUAAAAAUUUGAAAGACGGAAAGUUCAGGUAAAUAAAACAUACAAAGAUGAACCACCGUGUAUGUGAUUCAGUGGAAAUAAGAUUAGUAAACAUGUAUUGACAUGAACCUUUUUCCUGUGAGAGUUAAAAACCUUUGGCCCUCCCACCUCCUCUCCUCUCCUCCUCUCUCUUCAAUUUCCUGUCUCCAUCAGUAAAAUUAAAUCAAGGAAAGUAUAAGUACCAGAAAAAAACUACAUAUGAUGGGAAUAAUAGAGGUUUGCAUUUACUGAACUAUGAUAAAAAAGUACAUUUUCCUGUGACAGUUUAAAACCUCUGGCCCUCCCACCGCCUAUCAUGUUAGCUUAUUUUAAGUACAUCUUCAUGAUUAUGCUUGAUUGAUUAUCCAACAUUUCAAGGGGAUUUUAUUGAAAUUAUUUUCAUAAUUCAAUAAGAAUAUUCAAUAUAGUUAAACAGUUUGACAAAUCUUAACAGUUUUCUUUUAUUUGCUCAAUGGUUUACAUCAUUAAUACUUUUCUUUACACUAUAAAAAAAAAUCCAAAAUUCUCACUUUGCCUCCAAAAGAUAAGUCCUGUGCUGGUAUCUGGUACCUGGUCUCUGGUCUUUGGUUGGUCCUGUCAAAUAAAAGUACUUUAAUGGACUUAGUUUUGAAAGAAAUUCUCAAUUGAGAUUAGUUCAGCAGUGGCUGCUGUGAAAUAUGGGACUGAUCAGUGGGUUUGAUUGGAUUCAAAACGAAACAACCUCUGAAUGUUUAGGUAGCAACUAAAAAAAUGUUAGUUUUGUACUGAGAAAAUAUAGAUUUUACUUUAAAUAUACCAAAAAUAGUGUUCAAGUAGUAUAAAAUUACAUUUUGUUGUAUUAAACACACUGUAAUUGGGUAAGUUAUGUGUUUUUCUUUUGUUUUUUUUUAAUCAAAUAUAAGUGUAGUUGUAGUCUCAAUGUGACAAUAUGACACCAACAUACUGUUAGCAACUAAAAUGACUGCAGGUUACAUAUGACAAAAACUGCACCACAAAUCAUUCAAGAAAUCAUUUCAUUUUAUUAAAACAUGUGCUUACGGCAGCUUUGGGUUUACUACUUAUAUGAAACGGUGUGGAGGACGCUCUCUGCAGCGCUUACCGCAACACUUGUUGAGGGGCUGCCUCCUGUCGCCAUCGUGUGGCAUUCCUGUCUGCAGCCAACUCUUGAUCUCUUCCACUGCUUAACAAAAAUUGUAAUAUGCCUCGACGGUGGCGGAUUGUAAGGUGAGGAGAGGAGGUGAUGUGAUCUGUGAAAACAGGUCUCGGCUGUGUUAAACCCACUCCAUGCCUUAUCCCCUCCCUCUCGACAACUUACGCCACUGGGAGGAGCUGAGUUAGGGAGGGGGGAUGCUUGCCCGCCACCUAUGUCGUACCACGCUGCCAGUGAGGCACAAAAAUAGAGCCCAUAAUAUAAUGAGAAUGAAGUUGUUUUAAAGUCGCAGUUUUGGUUUAUGGUGAGCACACAGCUGAGUCAAAAUGAGGAACGUGGAGCAUUUCUUACUAAACUUCUUACACCCCAACAUCACAGUACUGUGGGACUGAGGACUCAAUUGUCCCUAAUGUGAUCUUUCUACUUCAUCUUAUGUUUGGCUUUUGUACAUGAGCUGCUCUGUCCCAGGUCUGCAGCUUCAUUGAUAACUUUUACAUUUAUACAAACCUACAGUGCUUGAAAUUUCCACUUUGGGUCAUCCAUCUGGAGUUGUCAUGAGCAUAAGUAAAAUUGAAACUCUAAGAAAGACUUUUUUUUCGACCAAAUGAACAUUGAGUGACUGGCAGCUUUAAAGCACUGGCACAUAUAGAAAAGUCACAGUCUGUAAAAGCUGAAUUCACAGUCUGACAGAUUGAAAAACAGUAUUUAGUCAAACUGAAUUAGAAGACCUUUUUAACACCCUUUUUAGGUUGGACAGUGGCAUGCUGUGCUAGCAACCUGUAGUAACCACAAUGAACACUCAAACUUGUGCUGAUUUGGAAAGAAUUUCACUUGUCUUCUUUAUUUUCUGACUUUGCUGCCAUGAUUGUAUUUAUUUCUGAUGGUCAAACUACAAAAUAAAUUCCUUUAUGAAGAAA
Xyrichtys novacula (pearly razorfish) is the source of this 17878-nucleotide messenger RNA. NCBI's taxonomy places the organism in Eukaryota, Metazoa, Chordata, Actinopteri, Labriformes, Labridae. The record is from the annotation of a GenBank genome assembly.